AUGUCCUCUGUAGUAGGAAUAGGAGGAAAUAAAGGACAAGUUAAUUAUUCUGCAUCUAAAGGGGGAUUAAUUUCUUUUAGUAAAUCUUUAUCUAAGGAAUAUUCAUCAAGAAAUAUUACUAUUAAUGCUAUUGCCCCUGGAUUUAUACAAUCUAAUAUGACAGAUAAGAUGACACCAGAGGCAAAGGCUGGUACUCUAUCGACAAUCCCUGCUGGUCGCCUUGGCACACCACAAGAGGUAGCUAACUUAGCUGCCUUCUUAGCAUCAGACCAGGCCUCUUAUAUUACUGGCAAAGUUAUACCUAUUGAUGGUGGCAUGCUAUUCGGUUCCAACUAA
Eimeria maxima is the source of this 336-nucleotide messenger RNA. RefSeq names its product oxoacyl-ACP reductase, putative. The record is from RefSeq and is a predicted model, not a curated record. Gene Ontology annotation, molecular function: oxidoreductase activity. The transcript has 3 exons. NCBI's taxonomy places the organism in Eukaryota, Apicomplexa, Conoidasida, Eucoccidiorida, Eimeriidae. The coding region runs from base 1 to 336 and encodes 111 amino acids.